AUGGAAUCAAGUGUUGCCUGUGAGCUUUGGAAUGAUGCACCAAAAGACGAUGUGAAGUUCUCAACCUAUGUUGGUGAUGAUGACACAACAACACUAUCGCAUCUCACUGAAAAUGUUCCCUAUGGGGUGGAAAAAUGGUCAGACAUAAUACAUGCAAAAAGAUCACUUGCAACUAGGCUGUAUAAUCUUUCAUCUAGCAGCAAAUUCCAAGACUCCUCUGUUUUAAGUUAAAAAGUAAUUAACUAUUUGACAAAGUGUUUUUCAUACUGUAUUGCACAAAACUCCAAUGCAGCUAAUUUGAAAUUGGCACUAAAAUGCAUUGUGCCUCAUGCUUUUGGCGAGCAUCAACUUUGCAAUGACUCUUGGUGUGGUUACAAGAAAGACCCGUCAACAUACAAACACCACAGUCUUCCAAAUGGUAAAGAUUUACAUGGUGCAAAUCUAAAACAAGCAUUAUCCAGGUUGUUUGAGGAAUAUGCCACUGAUAUUGUAGUGAAAAAGCUGGUACCAUUUGCAAAUUCUCAAAGAAAUGAGUCAUUUAACAAUAUUGUCAGCAGCAAAAAUCCUAAGACACAUUUUUAUGGAGGCAGUGAGAGCAAUGAUUAUAGAGUUGCAUUUGCAGUUGCACAAAAAACAUUGGUUAUUUGUAUUUGUCAAGGACAUUGCAAGCUCUUGGUAUAGAUCCUGGAGAAAAUUGCAUUGCACAUGGCAUAGUGAUGGAUAAAAAACAUGCUAGUGAUAUGGUUAGAAAAUCAAAAAAAGAAUUCAAGGUAAGAAGGCAUCAAUUGCAAACCCAAAGACUGUCUAAGAAUACAAAACGAGAGGCCAAGGAAGGACAAACAUAUCAAACAGGCAUUGGCUUAAAUUUAGAUACUACAGGAAAGAAAGAAAACAAAAAACAAACAAAGGGUACUCUCACUGUUCUGGGAGCCGACUCAUCGAAAAUAACAAUGGAGGAACGUUUAGAAUUUGAAAAACUGGUUCCCAGAUUUAUUCAAAGGCCUACCAAACUAAGUCAGCGUUUUGAUUCAUCUGUGGCAUACAAUUUUAUAUUUUUUGACCUGGAAACCACUGCAACUUGAAGGACUGCUGAGAUUUGCCAGCUAUCAGCAAAAAGUCAAAAUGGGAAUGCAUUAUCAAAGUACAUUCUUCCAGCAAGAGAUAUCAGCCCAGGGGCAUCCAGAGUAAAUGAUUUAACUGUUCAGUAUAUACAUGGUAAAAGAGUUUUAUGCAAAAAUGCUUACCCGGUUAAUUCUGUUUCACCUGGCGAUGCUCUUUCAUCCUUUGUCAAAUUCAUUCGCUGUUGUAUAAACACUGUGGUUGUUCCAAACAGCAAAACAAUACUCCUUGGCCAUAACUCAUCAACAUUCGACAUCCCAACACUUUUCCGUAGCUCUGAUAACUCGUUCAAAGACCAGCUUACUGAAAUGAAUGUCUACUUAGGGGACACACUGCCACUAACACGAUCAUUGAUCAAGAAUAAACAUGCAUCGUUAAAGCAAGAAAAUGGUGAAUUUUGCAAGGCAAAUUUAUGUAGCCUUUACGAGUGUUUGUUCAAAAAAGAAUUCGCUGCCCAUGACGCUUUAGAGGAUGUCACUGCCCAUCGGAAGAUUUUCUUGGGACCAGAAAUUGAUAUCAACACCGAAACAUUGAUCAAUGGGUGUGGGAUUCACACAGUUCGAGAAGCACAAGCUGAUCUUGUUUACAUAGACGACCGCAACGACUUGCUCGAAACGCACAAGGGCAACCUUCCUCCAACACAUGACGAUAAGGAAAGGAAAAGUCCACGAGUAACAACGAAUACAAGAGUACUUCAAAGCAUCCUUGGUUUUUUAAAAACAAAUGCAAGUACCACAAACUAA
This is a messenger RNA of Paramuricea clavata, 1862 nucleotides long. Lineage: Eukaryota; Metazoa; Cnidaria; Anthozoa; Malacalcyonacea; Plexauridae. The record is from the annotation of a GenBank genome assembly.